UAAACUUAUUAAAUAGGUCUAAUGAACCACCAGCCAAAUAAAUAGAAGUGGUAGCAAUUGCGGCAAAAUUAUUCCGAAAAUGAAGCACCUCGAGUUGUUAAUUGUAGCGUCCUUAUCAGUCGUUCUGUUUUGUACGAGAUUAAGUGAUUGUUUUGUGGUCCCGGGAGUGGCGCCAAUGGACUAUUUAAAGGAUGACCCGGUAGAGAUCAAAGCAGUUAAACUGACCAGCGACAAAGCACAGCUACCCUACGAGUAUUACUCACUGCCCUUCUGCAAGCCCAGUGGAAAUAAUCUCGCAUACAAAUCCGAAAAUCUAGGUGAGAUCUUGCGAGGGGACAGGAUAGUGAACACUCCCUAUGACAUCAAGUUCAUGUCCAAUCUGCCUUGCAAAGUACUGUGUGGGGCUGACAAGGAGCUGUCCAGUAAAGAGGUAGCCAAGCUAGUUGAUAAAAUCCAGGACGAGUACUCGGCCCAUCUGAUGGCAGACGGGCUGCCAGUGGCCACGCCCUACAAGAAUAUACACACCAGACUGACAGAGUACGAGAUCGGGUACAAAGUGGGCUCGGCGGUGGAGACUCCAGACAAGAAACUGGCUGUUGCGCUGAACAACUACUUGCAGUUUGUGAUGAAAUACCAUUUUAUCGCAGAAGAGAACACCUACCGCAUUGUGGGCUUCGAAGUUUUCCCCAGAAGUGUUUCGCUGGAGGACAUGGAGAUAGGCAAGGAGGGCCAGUGCAGUGUGAAGAACCAGGAGCCCAAGCCACUCCUACUCACCAACUCAGACCAGAAGAUCGUGUUCGCCUACGAGGUGGAGUGGGAGGAGUCUGUUAUCAAAUGGGCCUCCAGAUGGGAUGUGUACUUGGCCAGGAAGGACGGACAGAUCCACUGGUUCAACAUUCUCAAUGCACUAAUCAUCGUACUCCUCAUGUCAGGAAUUGUCACUGUGAUUCUGAUCAGGACUCUACGAAGGGAUAUUGCCAAAUACAACUCAGAAGACGACCUCGAGAGUCAUCUGGAAGAGAGUGGUUGGAAGAUGGUGCAUGGGGACGUGUUCAGGCCUCCCAAACACCCCAGAUUGCUAUCCUCCCUCGUAGGCUCAGGCAUCCAGAUACUGGCCAUGUUCGGGUUCACCAUUGGCUUGGCUAUGCUCGGAUUCUUGUCACCUGCCAGUCGAGGAUCCAUCAUGUCUGGAGGAAUAUUCCUCUACUGCUUCAUGGGAGUGAUUGCUGGGUAUCACGCAGGCAGACUAUAUAGGACAAUGCGGGGGCAACAAUGGAAGUCGGGGGCUAUGUGGACUGGAACCCUGUUUCCAGGAAUCCUGUUUGGAACUACCUUCUUUCUGAACUUCUUCAUCUGGGGGAAGAAGUCAUCUGGAGCGGUACCCUUCUCAGUGAUGGUGUCUUUGUUGGCCAUCUGGCUCGGCAUCUCCCUACCCCUCGUGUUCCUGGGCUACUACUUCGGAUUCAGAAAACAGCCGUACUCCCACCCUGUGCAAGUGAAACACAUACCACGCGUGGUACCCGAACAGAGCUGGCACAACCACCCCUUCAUCGCAAUGGUUCUCUCCGGACUGCUCCCCUUUGGAGCUGUCUUCUUGGAACUUUCCUUCAUAUUCACGGCAAUUUGGAAGCACGAGUACUAUUCGCUAUUCGCGUUCCUGUUCCUUGUCUUCUUGAUCCUUAUCGUCACCACAUCCCAAGUGGCCAUCAUCGUCAUCUAUUUCCAGCUGUGCAACGAGGACUACAACUGGUGGUGGAGAUCCUUUCUGACAUCGUGUGGGCCAGCAUUCUACCUGUUCCUCUACUCAAUAAUCUACUUCUACUUCAGACUGGACAUCACUGAAUUCAUUCCGGCUCUGCUGUAUUUCGGGUACUCGAUGCUGAUGGUGGCUUCAUUUGCCCUUCUUACGGGAGCAAUUGGGUUCAUAUCUGCAUAUUUCUUCAUUAGAAAGAUAUAUGGCGCAGUGAAGAUCGACUAACGAACCAAGAGACACCAUCGACCUUUCCGCCCAUUCCCUAAACAGAUAUAUAACGUUCUUUAACUGAUGUGCACACCCAAUUCAAGAUCAAAGCAGUCUACAGGAAGAAAAGUAAAAACGAAAGGAGAAGGGUUUCAAAAACUAAAACUAGCCAUAAGUCAAACGGAUAUACUGAACGUGACAUUUUAAAGACUAAAAGGGGAUAUCUGAUUUUUUGGGGGAAAUUAGACUGUUUUUACUCUUAAACUAAAUCAUCAGCGAUUAUGGUUAAUGAAAUUCGAUGCAGAAGAGCAUUCCAUUUUUCUAUUCAAAUGUUUAAAAAUGAAAAUUGUUCGAAAUUUGAAAACAAACAGUAUGUGUAGUUGUAGUAUAUCUGCUUAAUUUUAGCGAUUCACUGUACAUGUUAACUUGCUCGGGGCUCUUAAGUCGAAUGCGACAUAAAACUGCUCUUCUUUAGAUAUCACAAGGUGCUUUUGAUCUAUUUAAAAGAGCUGACCAGAGAAAAGCUUGGCUCCACUAAAGGUUUAUAGAAUUUUGUCAUGCUGGCUUAGGAUUAAUCUUGACCGCCGCUGCAGUACAUCAUAAGACAAUAAACUGAAAAUAUUUUAUUGUUCUGGUCAUGGAUGCGAGAUAUGCGUUGUCAUUUUUUACCAGCAGCCUACACGAAGUUUAUUCCGAUGUAAAGAAGAGUAACAAAUGGUAACUAUCUUUUCCCCUAUAUACGAUUAUAUAAAAAUCAUACGCCAACCGGGGUUGUUUUGAAUCGAAUUGUAAAUUGUAUGUUAAACAUUUGUAAAAUAUAAAUUUAAGUAUCUCGUGUCAGCUUAUUAUCAUUUCAGAUCAAUUAAAAACUUGAAAAGAG
Molecule: messenger RNA, 2840 nt
Organism: Symsagittifera roscoffensis
Lineage: Eukaryota; Metazoa; Xenacoelomorpha; Acoela; Convolutidae
Product: transmembrane 9 superfamily member 4-like
Exons: 14
Coding region: 80-1978 (632 amino acids)
Biological process (GO): protein localization to membrane
Cellular component (GO): membrane
Source: RefSeq, a predicted model, not a curated record